Molecule: messenger RNA, 5949 nt
Organism: Penicillium arizonense
Lineage: Eukaryota; Fungi; Ascomycota; Eurotiomycetes; Eurotiales; Aspergillaceae
Exons: 2
Coding region: 1-5949 (1982 amino acids)
Molecular function (GO): protein binding
Source: RefSeq, a predicted model, not a curated record
AUGUCGUCUGGUUCUGAGUCCAGCCCAGACGGUUCUGUUUUUGUCGACGUUGAAGAUGUUCAAGACUUCAAUACAGGAAACUCCCUUCCGCUCUCAGUCGAGGAGGUCGCCAGAAUCAAGGAAUGGCUCCAGCCAACUCCGUAUGGCCUGGAGCGGAGCGAAUAUUGCAGACACCGCGCUUCAUAUCUAGCCGGAACCGGACAGUGGCUCACAUCAACAACCGUCUAUCGACAGUGGCACCAAGGCGCCGACAAUGGCAUUCUCUGGAUCAAAGGUAUCCCGGGGUCAGGGAAAUCCGUUAUGGCUGCUUCGAUUAUCGACCAAUUACAAAAGGAAGAGGUCCCGGUCCUUUAUUUCUUUUUUCGACAGAUCAUUGAUGCCAACCAUCAACCAAAGGCCGCGUUACAGGACUGGCUCUGUCAGGUCCUCAAUUACAGCCCUCGUCUACAGAUGAAGUUGAAUGACUACAUUGAGGAGAAUCGUGCCCUAGAUACUCUUUCCCUAAGCGACCUCUGGAAAGACCUCAAGUUGGCACUGGCCUCAUUCCCCAAGGCUUACUGCGUCACAGACGCUCUGGAUGAGAUGGAUCAGGGGAAUGAUCAAUUCCUGCAUGAUCUAGCGGAGCUCGGCCAGUGGCGCCCUUCAAAUAUCAAAGUCUUAAUCACCUCACGCCCGGUAGCUGCUGUGGAAAACUGUUUGCGAGCGACUUCCAUCGCUCACAUUCGACUGGAAGAGCACCUGGUCGAUAAUGAUAUCGCUGCAUACGUGCAAUAUAAACUUGGACGCUCAUCUGUUCCGCCUGAGUGUUGGGGAACCAUCAAAAAGGCCGUUCCAGGUCGAGCGAAUGGCUUGUUCUUAUACGCAAAGCUUUCAAUGAAUGCCUUCCUUGAUCCAGGUGCCGACCCGACCGAGGUCCUCAGGGCAUUACCGGCCGAUCUGAAUGUUAUGUACAACGACCUCUUGCGUGAACACGCAAAACGAUCAGGAGUACCUGAUGACUUCCAACGCUUUAUCAUGCAGUUUGUCACGCAUGCCACACGCCCACUGCGUCUCCUCGAAAUCGCUGAAAUCUCAGAGGUCGUUCAUGCCACGGAUGAAAGUGGCAGUUUGAAAGCAACUAAAGACCUGGUCAGAGCGGCAUGCGGUCCGCUGCUUGAAAUCCUACCUGAUGAGACAGUCUCAGUUGCCCACCACUCCUUCACCGAAUUUCUAAAGGGACUCACCCGCUCCAGUGAUUGCGAUGAUGACUAUCCAGUUCUUCUCGCUGGUCCAACUAACAAACGUCUUGCUGUUGCUUGCUUGGAUUACCUGACCUGUCUGGAUCACUCUGGAAUCAAGGAAAGGUUUGACAAAAAUGUAAAUUAUUGUCUUGAACAUGCUGAAGGAACCCAAUUGAGACUGCAAUUUCCCUUCUUGGACUAUGCAGUCGAAAACUGGCAUAUCCAUGCUCGGCGCGCAGAACAAGCUGGUAUAGACGUUUUUUCCGUCUACGAGCUGCUCGAUACAAUCUUUGCGCAUCAGCAGAGAUUUAUUGCCUUGGUUGCCAUGAUGUGGCCGGAUGCCGGGAUCAAUUGUAUAACACCCCUCCAUGUUUCUGCGGGGACCGGCCUCGCUGGAUACGUAGGAUAUUUGCUUCAACGCGAGAGUGAGACGGAAAUGUAUGAUAGUAACCGUCAGACUCCUCUCUGCUGGGCUGCAAUGUCAGGGCACAGCGACACUGUGCAAGUACUACUUGCUAAUGGAGCUAAGCCUAAUGUGCAGGGAAUAUCAGGACUCAAGCCAUUGCAUUAUGCUGCCAGAAAGAACCAUGCUGAAGUCGUCAAACUUUUGCUCUCGGCUGGGGUUGAUCCAAUGACCCCCACACACGAGAAUCGCAGGCCAGAUGUUUAUACUCUCAGAGUGUGGCAUACACCACUGAUGUAUGCAUGCCAUGCUGGCCAUGUUGAGGCAGUGUCUGCUUUCCUACCCUUCUUAAACGACAUUCAAACUUGCCAACAAGCCCUUUACUGGGCAGCAGUAAGAGGACAAGCAGCAGUUGUGGAUCUGGUCCUUCAGCAUUCUGGAGUGGACGUUAAUGCGAAAUUUCGAGGAGACACCGCACUUUUCAAAGCCUGUGAAGCUGGCGACCAAAAGUCAAUCGACAUAUUGUUGCGGGCUGGGGCUGAUCCCAACUUAUUCUGUGCGAAAGCUAAGGAUGAGUUCACCGGAAAAGGAAGUCAUCGUUCUACUCGCUACUUUGGAAGGCGGGAAGGUGGAGACCUGGGAGGAUUUACGGCUCUGCAUUCCCUUUGUGGGACAUUUCGUGAAUCCCCUAUCUGCAGCAAUGGUCUACAGUCAUUACUUGAUGCGGGUGCGGAUAUUCAUCUAAAAGACCCGGAAGGCUCUACGCCCUUGCAUUACGCCUGCAGAGCGAAUCAAAUCAAUCUAGUCAAAACUUUGUUGGAGGCUGGGGCAGACCCCACUGGUGAGAACGACGCAGGCGAGACACCUCUCCAUACCGACGGAGCUGAAGACAAGCGGCUUUUACCAGUGCUUUUAAAAUCGGACCUUGUGAAUAUUAACAAGCAGCUUCGCAAGACUGGAAAAACUCCAUUGAUGUGUCGCCUUGAGCGAAACAAGUCCCCGCUUGCCUUUCUGCAGUAUAAGCCCGAUGUCAAUGUCAUGAACGCAGAGGGUAAUACCGGGCUACAUAUUGCUUUGGAAAGACGCCGACACCCCGUGGAAGACUACCGUGAAAUAGUGGUAGCUUUAUUGUCCUGCGGCGCCAAUCCGAACUUGAAAAAUCGAGUAGGAGACACUCCAUUACACACAAUGUGCGAGGACGCCUACGAGUUACUACCUAUCCUGUUGCAAGCUGGUGCAGAUUUUGAAGCACGGGACCGAGCUGGUCGUACUGUGCUUUUUAGGCACAUUGACUCCAUUCAAAUCUCUAGGUCAAACCCCAUGCUCUUCCAGACCUUGAUUGAUCUGGGUGUCCGCCUUGACACACGCGACUUCAAAGGGCGGACUCUCCUGCAUCAAUGCUGUCACCAAAUCAGUCGACUAGACCAUAUGAUAAGUCUUGGGCUUGAUCCCACUCUCACAGAUUAUGAGGGGAAUACACUUUUGAUUGAGAUUGCCGCCUCGAAAAUUUCCAACAUUAGUAAGUUGGCAUUUCUGAAGCAUCUUUGCGGCUUGGGUCUGGCCAUAGAUCAAGCGAAUCAUCGCGGGAAUACCGUGUUGCACACACUGUGUGCUAGGGUGGAAACUCCCAACGAGCACCUGCGCUCCCUUGACUAUGUCCUUGACAUUUGCAAUAAUCCGAAUCCCUGUGACAUUGAUGGUGUUCAACCGCUGCACCUGGCUGCGACAAUCUCUGAGGUCUAUGUUUACAAGCUCCUUAACUCUGGGGCGGACAUAUUUGGAGUAACACAUGAAGGAAUGUCCGCCCUUCACACUGCAGCCCGGGCACGCCUGCCUAAUAUCGUUGGUCUUCUCUGCUCUAGGUUAUUGGAAGUAGGGGACGACAUGCGAAGAGCAUUCAUCAAUCAGCAAAAUACUGAAGGCCAAACAGCACUUCACCUUGCUUGUCGUUCGGGACGUCCUGAGACUGUUCAAAUCUUGCUCGAAGCCGGCGCAGAAGUUCAUUUGAUGGAUGAGACCGAACUAAACCGCUCCUUAUUUAAGGAGUGUGCGCAGUUUGAAGCCGAGCAAACACUGUGGGAUCACAUCCAGAACACCUAUUCCUACAAUGCAGCCGGCGUCUUGCUCAAUGACACGAAACGCCCAUGCUCUGAUCAAGAUGGCGCUCUCAGCACGGGCGAUUGCUUCUCGCGGCUAUGGACACGCAUGUGCCCGGAUAUCCUAUUCAACCAUUCAAACCGCCUGGAGUACCUUACGUCAAAAUACCGCCUCGAAGCAACCCAACAAGCGCUGAGAGAAUACAGCAACUCUGACGACGCUGACCACCCAUCUAAGAGCAUCGAAUUUCUGGAAGAGCUGUUGUUCCGAAGGCAAUACGAAAUACUUGAGGAGUCCAUCGCAAAACAAGGUGACCCUUUUCGUAUCAAUCGCGAUGCUCAUUCCCUGCUACAUUCACUUGUUAAAUGGGGCUUCAACGAUAUACUGGCCCGGGUCUGUCCCCGUGAUGCAGUCCUCGAUCUGGAUGACCACGAAUGGUGCCGAAUGGCAGAGGCAAAGGCAAGUUGCUCCCAGUCCAGCCUCAUUAGGUCUCUAUUAGUAACUGCCUGUCUAUCCGAGUUGCCUAAUAUGAGCGUCUUGACAUUUCUUGUUGAGGAGAUUGGAGUUAACCUGGAUAUCAAAUGCCGAUCGCCAUCGCGGGGAAUACAAGAACUCAUUUUUGUUCCAUCUGGUGGACCUCUUCAUCAAGUUGCUGCUGGAGGAAGCUGGUGGCAUGUGGCAAAGGCGUUGCCAUACCUGAUCAAAAUGGGCGCUAAUGUGGAGUUACGUGAUGAUGAUGGAGCGACACCAUUACAGACUGCAUUGAGUGGAUCACAUUACUCAGGCCCGUUCCAUAAAGAUGCUGCAAAGCUGCUCAUUGAGUGCGGAGCAGAUGUAAAUGCCGUGGAUGCCAAAGGGAUGACAUGUUUGGCAAAGGCUGGCAAUGACUUGACGCUACUCAAGCUGCUCCUGGCCAAUGGUGCUACAGUUACUGCCUCGGAUAUCUUUUCCGCCAUUGGGUUGGAGCAGGUUGAGAAACUGGAGGUUCUCCUCGCCCAGGGCGAUUAUGCCAACUUGAGAAAGCCUGGACCCGGUAGAAUAUGCAAAAGUCGCUCCAGGGGGGUCCGAAUUGUUGACUCUGAAGUAUCGCCGCUGCUGCAUGUACUUGGCUACGGAACACCAACAAUGUACCAACCAGAAGACGUCUCCCGGGGCACGCGCAUGGUGAAAACACUCCUCAACCACGGUGCAGAUCUAUAUGCCUACUUCAGUAAAGACGUGCGAGUGAUGAAAGAGGGAUAUGAUGAGCAUUCGGAUAUGGAUGAAUCAGAAGAGUUGGACGUGUGGGAACCGCAAACAACAACAGUCAUUCAUGAGUUUCUGCGCACCGGGCUCCUGAUCGAGCCAUUGUUCCACUUGCCAUUUUUGGAUCUCGAGCUUCGCGAUUCUAGCGGUGAAACCUUACUUCUCGCCGCAUGCCGAAGUUAUGAAACAUUGAACACAGAGAUUCAUUGUGCUCAGGGGCAGGAAACUGUUACCAAAACAGUCCUCCAAGAGCUUAUAGACCGCGGUGCAGAUGUCGCCGCGCGAGACAAGUAUGGUAAAAACAUUUUCCAUCAUAUAGGACUUUACUAUCCUGGAAAUGAUUUUGCGGAGACUUGCAUGGCUAUCAUCGAAAAGAAUCCCAACCUCAUCCAUCAACCCAACCUGGCUGGUGAUACCUUCUUCCACGAAAUUCUGCGUCAGCAUGCAUUCCAAUACAUGGAUCUAUUCUGGGAACUGGGCGCAAAUCCACUCCAACCAGACUCAUAUGGGAACACGGCCCUUCACUACUUGGCUGAUGAGCUCUCGCCAGACCCAGAACGAAAGUCUCACUUCGACCUCUUCAGAAAGUUCCUCGCUGCUGGUGUCGACAUCAAUGCCAAAAACCGUAAGGGUGAAACCCCACUCUUCAGAUAUAUCCUACAGAACAGCGACCACUGGGUUUUUCCAUCCGAUGAAGAACCAAGUCGCCCCUGCUUUGAUUUCUUCCAAGAAACAGGCGCCGAUUUCUUUGCCCGCAACAAUGCUGGCUCGACCUUACUUCAUUUGGUCGCAUCAGUACGUAGUCGCAGCAAAUUUAACGAAAAGGAGGCCGUCGAAUAUGAGGUACAAAGUUUCAAAAUUCUGAUCAGUAUGGGACUAGAUCCUAUGGCCGAGGAUAUGCAGCAGCGAACUAGCUUGGAUGUGGCUGCUGCUUGUGGCAGUGAACACAUCCUGAAACUUUUCGAAAGGAAGCCGAUGGAGUAA